ACAGUUCUUGUCAUGGAUACCAUGGAUUGCAGACCUGGUUAUACUUUAUUAAGACUUCAACAAAAAGGUAGGAUCUGGUACAGCAGAGAAAUCUUGAAUGCAAUGACAGAAUUCAAGAGGUCCACGUAUCUGUCAAGUGUUGCUUUCUUGAGUAAUUAUUUAGACAUAGUCGGUGGUCGUCAACAUGGACCGUGCUCCACCAGUUUAUGUAAAAAUAGUCUUGGAAAACACGAAACAGAUAAAGCAAUUUCUUUCCGUUGUCAGUCUUGGCCUGACGAUCUAAGUGACUUUAGGUAUCGUACAAUACAAGGUGGGUGGCCAUCAAGACAGGUGGUUAACUCUAUAGUUCAAAAUGGUUGCCACUUUGUCGCAAUUGGCGACAAACAUUCGAGUCUCUCUGCAUUACAGUGGCGGAUUUCUUUCACUAAAGCUGAAACAGCUCUCGUGGUUUCAUUUAAUCAUGUACAAUUAAAAACGUAUGCUUUGCUGAAAAUCUUUCUUAAAGAGUGCAUUGAUCGUGAUCCAUUCAUACAGGAUUUGCUUUGUUCUUACUUCAUGAAGACAAUUGUGUUCCAUGCGAUAGAACAUUCCAGACCUUCUAUGUGGGUGGAAGGAAAUCUUAUCCAGUGUUUUUGGCAUUGCUUUACCAUACUUAUGGAGUGUAUACAAACCGGAUAUCUACCUAACUACUUCAUUCUCUCUCACAACAUGUUUCUUUCUAACGUUACUGGAGACAAUAGGGAAAGAUUACUACAUGUAAUGACUGGAUACCAGUGUAUGGGAUGGACUUGUCUGCUUCAAUGUCCGAGUCUUCAGUGUUUGACUGAAGCAGUAAAUGAAAGCAACUCUGUAUAUCAUUUAUGUAAUCAUCGUGUGUCGGUGAUGAAUGAAAUUUGGCAGGACUCAACUAUACUUCCUACGCUUGAUAUGAUAACAAGUGAUACUCUUACCAUGAAAAUAGUACAUAAUGUGUUCUUGAAAUGUUCUGAUGACAUCCUGUGUGAUACAGCGUUACUUUAUUUUACCAAAUCAAUGACAAACUUUUCUAUGCAGGCAAUUGUAGACUUGACAAAUCGUGACGAUAACACUAACAAAGUUGUCUAUAACCAGAUCAGACGACACAAACGAUUACUUCAUGCGUCAUCAGCCACAUUCGCCUGUGAAGGACAUAUAUCUCUAGCUACAUUUUACUACAAUGUUGGUUGUUACAACAAAGCCUCUGAAGUUGCAAUGGACGUCGUAAUUGCUUGUCAACAAACGGCAUUAGCACAGAAACAUGGUAUGAUCGAGGAGCACAUUCCUGAAAGAUAUGGUAGAGGAUACACACUUUUACAGAGAGCGAAACGUUUCCACGUAUUGGAUUACGUAAUUGAUAGAGAGUAUAACAGACUUUACCCAUCAGAAUUAUAUUUAGAAGUUCAAACAACUGAGGACAGAAUUUCCCUCCCACCAUUGCCUUAUGCGAUCUUCCUUCUUGUAUUGUGUACCUACAGACUCGGUAACAAUGACCAGUCGCGGAUAAUCCUCGAUGAUCUCCUGGCUGUACGGAGCAAUUUAAUCUACGGAGUAUGCAAUUACCCUAUAUUACACAAUGUAAUUGGGAUAUGCUACCAACUGCUCGGGGACGUAAGACAUGCCAUCCAGGCAUUUGAGGAAUCAAUCAAACGAUUGGCAGACAAUUCAGCGGCGCAUAUUAGGAUAAACUACCUACGAUCGAACUGUAUGCACAAACAAAAUAAAACAGCCUCGUCUUCUUUGGAUUACUGCAACAUUCCAUGUCGAUAUCCUUGUAUUGACGAAGAGGACGAAGAUAAUGAUGAAGUGCUCUUCUAUCAUAAAGCUAUGUACAAUUUUGAUCCAGCAAGUUUUGUUGAUAUGUCUUGGUUUAAAACUGUGGACGAGGUCUUUUAG
Molecule: messenger RNA, 1911 nt
Organism: Ylistrum balloti
Lineage: Eukaryota; Metazoa; Mollusca; Bivalvia; Pectinida; Pectinidae
Exons: 1
Coding region: 13-1911 (632 amino acids)
Molecular function (GO): protein binding
Source: RefSeq, a predicted model, not a curated record